UCUGUCCAUACACCUCUAGGGGAACUAACAGUGUUCCCCAGAUCCCCUAGCUGGCAAGAGAUGCGUGUCUAUGUCAUUCUACUAGCUCUAGAAAGAAUCUCCACAUGAGAGAUGUUACAACUUCUUUAUUAUAUUUAUACUUAUAUCUCGCUAGAAACUACCUUCGGUCUCAAUACGUCUAGGUGUUCCUGGUUCAGCUGUAGUUACAAAUAAGCAAGUAACACUCAAUCAAACACAGAAACUUUAAUAAUCUUUACGGCAUAUCACACAAGCUGGACUCUCUCUGACAACUAACAUACUUCCAGUCAUUCAUGCAAUUGUAAAAAUAGAUUAUACAUGUAUACACACAUUCAUCUGUGACAAAAGAGUUUUUUGGUUCAAUUGGAAAUCAUCCUUCAGGAUAUCUAUCCCCACUUGGCUAUCUAUCAGGUGUUACUGAGAAGAGACAACUGCUCUUUGAAUUAUGAUCCCCUCACCGAAGAAAUUUAAGAAUGGCCCAAACCCUGGACCCAAUCAACCAUCAUCACUCUUCCAAAGAAAGGCAAUUUACAACUCUGUCAAAACUAUCGCACCAUCAGCCUCAUAAGCCAUCCCAGCAAAGUACUGUUAAAAAUUAAAUUAAAUCAAUUAAAACCAAUAGCAGACAAAAUCAUAUCAGAAGAACAAGCGGGUUUUAGACAAGGUUGCAGCACAACAGAACAAAUCCUAAACCUCAGAAUACUAAGUGUAAAAAUUUCUCCAACACCAAGAGAAUCUUUUCCAUGUCUUUAUUGAUUUCAAGAAAGCUUUCGAUCGAGUAUAGCACGGGGCACUCUGGGCGACAAUGGAAAAGUACAACAUUAAUAAAAACAUAAUCAAAGUUAUCCAGAACCUCUACAAGGAUGCUACCAGUGCGGUGUACUUCAACAAUAAUAUCAAAACCACAGUUUGAGUAAGACUAGGCUGCCUACUUUCACCAACACUCUUCAAUAUCUUCCUUGAAAGGAUAAUGGAAGAUGUUGUCGAGGGCUAUGAAGGUACUGUAAGCAUUGAAGGAAGAUGAAUUACUAACUUGCGUUUCACAGAUGACAUUGAUGGCCUAGCAGGGACAGAAGAACUAGCUGACCUGGUGAUGCACAUUGACAAGACUUCUGCAGCAUAUGGCAUGCAAAUAAAUGCAGAAAAAAAACAAAUUAUGACCAAUAGCUAACAGAGCUUUAAAAGAGGUGAAAAGCUGACUACCGAAUAGUACAGUCCACAGCAGCCCUUUCAAAACUUAAAAUACUAUGAAAAGACAAAGGCUUAGCCCUCGGCACCAAAAUCAGACUGAUGCGCUCUCUGGUCAUGGCCACAUUUUUAUAUGCUUGUGAGUCUUGGACGCUGACUGCAGAGCUAGAGAGGAGGAUCCUAGCAAUGGAAUUGAGAUGAUACAGAAGGAUCCUAGAUAUCACGUUCAAAGACUGCAUCACAAACCAAGAGAUUAGAGACAGGGCUACUGCAGCGAUCGAACUCCAUGAUGACCUGCUAACUAUAGUGAAAAAAACGCAAGCUCAAAAUCUAUGGCCAUAUUACAAGAUCUUUGGAGCUCGCAAAGACCUUCCUUCAGGGAACAGUACAAGGAAAAAGAAGAAGAGACAGACAGAGAAAGCGAUGGGAAGGCAACAUAAAAGAAUGGACGGGCCUGCCAUUGAAAGAGGUUCUAAACAAGGCAGAAGACAGGGAGGAAUGGAGAAAGACGGUCGACAAGUCUUGCUUGCUGCCCCAACGGUCCAACAGACUAAGGGAUAGCCAUGGAGCUUGAAAUAAAAAACUCAGGUUCUACACUGACUUCUGUUAAGAGUUCUUCAGACCUGAAGAAAUAGCGAAAAUUCCAGAUUAUAAGAAAUUACAUUUAAUCAGCAUGAGACAAAAACUAUGAGGUUAUGACAAUGGCAGAGAAUAAAAAUACCUUGGCUUCUUUAGUGAAAAAAUGUAAAUCAAGUAAAAAACAGAAGUCAGCAAACUCCUGUAAAGAAUCAAACAGGGUGCAGAAUAAAUCAAUUAAAAGUAAGAUUAUAGAAAAAACACAGAAAUACUUAAACACCAGCUGUAUGGCAUUGCCUGGUGAUAAUGGUAAUAUAUUUUCUCAAGAACGUUAUCUUGAAUAUGUUGAUAAUUUGCCAGAAUAUGGUGGACUUAACAUUGUUCCAGAUGCUGUGGUUCCUUCUGAUAGUAGGAAAGGUGAGGAUGAAGAUUAUAGCAAGAAGACAUUACCAGAGGGAUUGGUUAUAAAGUCUUCAGAAAUACCAGAGGCAGGACUAGGUGUUUUUGCUACUAAGCUUUUUCCUUCAAGAACUAGGUUUGGACCAUAUUUGGGGAAAAUAGAAAAAAAUAAAAUCAAAGCUGAAAAGACUGGGUUUAGUUGGCAGAUUUACAAAAAUGGUAAAGCUUCCCAUUUUGUUAAUGCUGAUGAUCCCAGCAACUCAAACUGGAUGAGAUUUGUUAACUGUUCCAGAAGUGAAGGUGAACAAUCUGUACAAGCUUAUCAACACAGAGGACAAAUUUACUUUAUAGCUCCUAAAGCUAUACAGCCAAACACAGAGAUUCUAGUAUAUUAUGGAGACAAAUAUGCCAAACUAUUGGGCAUCCCUCUACAGAAAUCAGAACAGAGCAAGAAAAAACAAGCAGAUAAUCAGAAAGGUAAUUUACACUGUAAUUUCUGUCCCUUGGUUUUUGUCAGUUUUCAUUUUUACAUUGAAUCCCAUCUGAAACAUCAACAUCCAGAACAUUAUUGGAAUCUUAUAAACAUGUGCCAAAGAAAAGACACCACUCAAACAGACUCUGAGACGUGUGAAAUUAGCAAACAACCUAAUAAAAGCUGUGCUUGCUAUUUGAAUCGGCGCUCUAAAGCAAAAAGAUUUACUUGUAACAUUUGUGCUAAAACGUUUGCAAGUAGGAAUUCCAUAAAAAUACAUGUUUUUACACACACAGGAGAAAAACCUUUUCAAUGUGAUGUGUGUAAUAGAAAGUUUACACUGUCACAUUUCCUGACUAGACAUAAACUGGUACAUUCAUCAGAAAAACCUUUUGUCUGUAACAUUUGUGGUGAAAGUUUUAAGCAGCCAAGCAGUUUGGGAAGUCAUAAAUCUAGAAAACACAAUGAUUUAAGACAAAGUUUCAAAGAUGCAGGACAAAGAAAACAAUAUGCAUGUAGUUUUUGUAGAAAAAUGUUUUCACGUCCAUAUUGUGUAAAGAAGCAUGAGCUCAUACAUACAAGAAAACAAUUUCCCUGUGAUAAAUGUGAUCAAAACCAGCAGAAUAAAAGCUGUACCUGCUAUUUGAAUCUACACACAAAUUCAAAAUUUAAAGAAAAAAAAUUUGCUUGUAACCUGUGUGCUAAAAAAUUCACAUUUCUGCGUAGUUUAAAGAGCCAUGUCUUUACACACACAGGAGAAAGACAGUUUCAUUGUGAUGUUUGUGGCGGACAGUUUUCACAGCUGUACAUUUUGAAAAGUCAUAAACUGAUACAUUCAUCAGGAAAAAAAUUUAUAUGUGAUAUUUGUGGUGAAUGUUUUAAACAUCAAAACUCUUGUUUAUCACAUAAAUGUAGAAAACACUCAGAUUCAAUAUAUACCAGUUCUAAACAAAAACUUUUAACAGAAAAUGGAAAAUCACAUUUACCACUAUGUGAUGUUUGUGGUCAAAGUUUUGCAUCAUCAUUCUCAUUGAAGAGACAUCAGCUCUUGCAUACUCGACAACAGUUGAUGUGUGAUAAAUGUGAUCAACUAUUUGAAACUGCAGGCAUUUUAAAGAGACAUAAAUGUUAACAGUCAGGCAAUACAUCCACAUUUCUUUGUCUGCGAUGAAUGUUGUAGACGACAUCAUAAAAGUUGUUCUUACUAUUCAAAAUUAAAGUCAAAAGAAAAAAUUAUUGAAUGUUGCAUGUGUGAUAACAAAUUUACAAGAUUGCAAAUGCUGAGGAAACAUUUAUUAACUCAUGUUGAGGAUAAACUAUUUCAGUGGGCUGUUUGUGGAAAACAGUUUACACAGUUAUGUUUAUUGAAACAUCAUAAAUGUACACAUUUACAGUUAACUUAAAGAAGUCAACCUAAAGAAACUAAAUAAGUAUAUAAAAAUAUACUGAUAUAUUAUUAAGUACAUAUGGGUACUUAAAACACUUAUCAUUUUUCCAAUAAAUUUCACCUAAACUUUUUAUUAGGAAUUUGAAGCAUGAUUUUAUCACAUAGACACAUAUGCAAGACAAAAGUGAGUUUAUUACAUAAAUACAUUGUUGCAGGGUUUAUUUACAAUCCAAUAUAUUUUAUGAGCUUUUAUUCUAUCUUACAAACAUAAACAGUUUUGUCAAAUCAUAUUAGUUGAAGGAGGUUAAGGGAACUAGCCAUUAGUGAUCACAGCAUAAUAUACAUCUUUGUUCAGGAAAGUGCCAGAGUAGAACUUGUAUAUUUUGUGUCAGUUUUAUAUUAAAAGUUAAUAUGCAUUCUUAAACAAACAAGAUGUUCUAUUGAAAAGGUUUAUAGAAUUUCUUGGAAUGUACUUAUUACUUUUUUUUUGCAUACUCAGCUUUUGUGACACAUGACUAAAAAUAUUUACCGGUAGG
This is a messenger RNA of Biomphalaria glabrata, 4576 nucleotides long. RefSeq names its product oocyte zinc finger protein XlCOF6-like. Gene Ontology annotation, molecular function: protein binding; histone methyltransferase activity. The coding region runs from base 1902 to 3785 and encodes 627 amino acids. NCBI's taxonomy places the organism in Eukaryota, Metazoa, Mollusca, Gastropoda, Planorbidae. The transcript has 9 exons. The record is from RefSeq and is a predicted model, not a curated record. Gene Ontology annotation, cellular component: nucleus.